Vicia villosa (hairy vetch) is the source of this 1158-nucleotide messenger RNA. RefSeq names its product NAC domain-containing protein 19-like. The coding region runs from base 1 to 1158 and encodes 385 amino acids. Gene Ontology annotation, molecular function: DNA binding. Gene Ontology annotation, biological process: regulation of DNA-templated transcription. Lineage: Eukaryota; Viridiplantae; Streptophyta; Magnoliopsida; Fabales; Fabaceae. The record is from RefSeq and is a predicted model, not a curated record. The transcript is spliced from 3 exons.
AUGAAUGCUCUCAAUUCUCGUUCAAACAAAGAUUUCAUGCCAACCGAUGAUGAACUUCUUCAAAAGUUUCUCUACAACAAAAUUAACAACAACCCAAUUCCCGAUUAUCUCAACAUUCUCGAACAUGAUUUAUUCGGUACUAACCAAAAUCCGUUGGAUAUAUGGAAUGAAUUUGAAGCUUCAUACUCAUAUGGUGGAAAAGACCUAUAUUUCUUUACUACCUUAAAGAAAAAAUCUGCUACAAGCACACGCUCCGUUCGCACUAUUGGCAAUGGUAAUUGGGAAGGUGAAGACACCGGAAAAAAUAUAUUUGCCAAAGACACGAACCAACUCCUCGGUUUGAAAAAACGUUUUCGUUUUGAGAAGAGUAACACUCCUCAAGAUGGUGGAUGGAUCUUGCACGAAUAUAACCUUGACAAAUCUUUGAUUAACAAUACUCCGGUCAACAAUUAUGUUUUAUGCAGAUUUAGAAAGAAUUUGAAAUCUGAAUCACAAAAUACACAUGCAAAAGCAAGUAUAGCUGAUCAAUCAAAUUCUCAUUUAAGAAAAAUUUCAAGAAUAAACAAUUGUUGCGCGAAAGAGAGUAAAGAAAAAACUAUGAUUCCUAAAGAAAGACAACCUAUCAUCCCUAAACAAGAAGAACCUGGCACUCCUAAACAAGUUGAAUCGGUCAUAUCAGAAAAUAAUGUUUCGGUGAAAAAAUAUAUUAUCUAUGAAGAAGCAAUAACUCAAUCAAAUGAUGGAGACAAGAGGAUGUACGAGGAUGACAUAAAGUUUGUAUAUAAUGCAGAAAAAAGAAAAUGCAUAAGUACAUGGCUAGAAGAGAAAAGAUUUUCUGAACUAAGAUUUCUUGGAGAAAAUAUUGCACAAAAUCCAAAAAAUCAAGUUGAUAGGAGAAAUAGCAAAACUAAGGUGGUUGAAAGAACUAAGCAAAUAGAGUGCAAUUUUAACAAAGAAGAUGACAAUAAUAUCAUCAUGAAUAAAGAAGAAGGAGAAGAAGAAGAGGAAUAUGAUAAUGAUGAGAUGUCUUGGCCUGAAUUAUUUGCAAACAAUCUAUUGGAAAUUAAUGAAGGAGAAGAGUUCAUAAAAGAAGACGAUAUUGAAAUGCUUAACAAUAGUUCUCAUAAGAAUUUUUUGUUGGAAAAUAAGAUUAUGUAA